Hibiscus syriacus is the source of this 1811-nucleotide messenger RNA. RefSeq lists its product as uncharacterized. The transcript has 2 exons. NCBI's taxonomy places the organism in Eukaryota, Viridiplantae, Streptophyta, Magnoliopsida, Malvales, Malvaceae. The record is from RefSeq and is a predicted model, not a curated record. Bases 564 to 1448 code for a protein of 294 amino acids.
CAAUAGUUGCUCUCAGCAGAGAAUGGUUUUGCAUGGACAUGGUGAUUCGUCCGUCCGCGUUUGCGAUCCUUGUAAAAAGCUCGAAGAGGCUGCUCGAUUCGAGUUGCGACAUGGAAACAAAAGUAGAACUGGGAGAGGUAGUUUGAAACCAGCUGUAAAAGACGAGGAUGACGUUUUCAAGAGGAUUGUAGGGGUUGACGGAAAGGAAUCAUCUUCAUCGGGAGUAACUUCAAACAAUGAAAGGACUUCGGGUGUUCAAAUGGAAUUAGGGGUGCUAUGCGUUCCGAUGUGCUAGUUGCCAGUCAUGAUAGGGGAAGAGAAAUGCAUGAAAGUCAGUCUGUUGAUCAGUGUAUGCAGAAUGAUAUGGCGUCAAUCAGUCCCGAGACAUUGCGCCGUCAAGGCGGCAAGCAUUGGAAGAAAGAAGGAAUCAUACGGUUCUUAAAGAAGGGAAAUCUGAGGAAGCUCUUAGAGCCUUUAUGAGAGGGAAGGAGCUAGAGAGGCAGGCUGGAUUUUUGGAGACGACUAUAAGAAAAAACAAUUAAAAAAGUUUGCAAUCCGGCAACAUGUCCAGGAUCCUCAAUAAAGAAAUCCCUGAAGAAUCCGGCAGAACAAACAAGGUCCAUAAUCCGGUGGGUAGGGAUAAGGAUGACCUAGCUGCUGAACUCAGGGAAUUGGGAUGGUCUGAUAUGGAUUUACAUGAGGAUAAUAAAAAGUCCAAAAAAUUGAGUUUGGAUGGUGAAAUUUCUUCUCUUCUCGGAGAAAUUCCGAAUAAGAUUAAUAAUGGCCAUGGCACGGACAAGACCCAGGUUGUUGACAUUAAGAAAAAGGCUCUUUUGCUGAAGCGUGAAGGGAAGCUUGCAGAAGCGAAGGAAGAAUUGAAGAGAGCUAAAGUCUUAGAGAAGCAACUCGAAGAACAAGAACUGUUGGUUGGCGCUGAAGAUUCUGAUGAUGAGCUAUCUGCAAUAAUCCGCAGUAUGGACAAUGAUAAACAAGAUGAAAUUUUAAUUCAGAAUGAGCAUAUGCAAAGCCUUGACUUUGAUUACGUUUCAGGAGCUGCUGAAGAUCUUGGUAUUGAUAGUAAUCUUGAAGUAACUGAUCAGGAUAUGGAGGAUCCAGAAAUAGCUGCUACUCUGAAAUCACUAGGUUGGACUGAAGAUUCUAAUCCUAUUGAAGACGAUAUGGCGCAAUCUGCUCCCGUCAAAAGGGAGGCACUGCUAAAUGAAAUUCUUUCACUAAAGAGAGAAGCUCUUAGUCAAAAGCAGGCAGGUAAUGUUGCGGAGGCAAUGGCUCAGUUAAAGAAGGCAAAAGUACUUGAGAAAGACCUUGAAAGUUUCGAUUCUCAGCCAGAGAAUUCAACAGCUAAUGAAAAUGAUAAUGCUAUGAAAGGUGUGAAUCUGAAACUUGCAUCGAAGAGUAAAUUGAUUAUUCAGAAAGAGCUAAGUCUCUAGAAGCCCAGUUGGAAUAGUUGGGUGCUCAUGAUUCACCAAGGUCUUCUAGCAUUGGGGCAGAACCAGUAGAUGAUGUAGUUGUUGUUGAUCUUCUCGAUCCUCAACUUUUGUCUGCCCUGAAAGCAAUUGGAUUGGAUGAUCCUAAUGUUUUGGCUCAUCGCCCAGAAAGAUCAGAGCUCGUAAAACCGAGUGCUGCCAAAAGUGAAAAUGUUGACCCAGAGAGAAUCCAAUUAGAAGAGCGGAUUAAGGCAGAAAAGGUUAAGGCAGUAAACUUGAAAAGGUCAGGCAAACAAACCGAGGCUUUGGAUGCAUUUCGGAGGCCCAAAAUGCUGGUAAAAAAGCUGAGUUCCUUGUCUUCUUAAA